AUGAUCGGUACGAUCAUAGGACUAAUAGCUAGUUAUUCUCUGGGAGUAUUUCAUCGGCAUUCGAAACAAAUCGACGAGGCCAUGCUACGUUUAGAUUUACGUAAGCAGAACCGAUCGAAAAUAUUAGAAAAUGUCAAAUCAAAUUGUUCUCAACUGAUUGUUGAAUAUCCUGAAUUUAAUGUCUAUCCACAGAUUAAUCUGUGUAGCGAUUACGAUUUGUCAUCGAAAUUAGUUAAAUUAACAAUAAUUUCAUCAACAUUGUAUAAUAUCUAUUUAUUUUAUAUGUUAUAUCGUUCAAUUUUAUUAUCAAUUAUUAUAAUGGGAAUAUCGUCGACUUUCUUAUUCAAUAUGAACUUCUUCAAUAAUGGGCAAAUUCUUCAUUUCUUAGAUGUUACCUUAGUUUUCAUUGGUUUUGUUCUGAUUGUCGGUCAUAUUCUAUUAACAAAUUCCAAAAAUCAAUUCUAA
Molecule: messenger RNA, 465 nt
Organism: Rotaria socialis
Lineage: Eukaryota; Metazoa; Rotifera; Eurotatoria; Philodinida; Philodinidae
Source: the annotation of a GenBank genome assembly